Ostertagia ostertagi is the source of this 2169-nucleotide messenger RNA. The record is from the annotation of a GenBank genome assembly. NCBI's taxonomy places the organism in Eukaryota, Metazoa, Nematoda, Chromadorea, Rhabditida, Trichostrongylidae.
AUGGAUUUUCUGCAUAACGAAGGCAAAGACUCAAGUGCUGGUGAUGCUUCUAAAAGAACUUCUUUUGAGAAACAAGCAUCCUUCACCACUGGGUCAACCGUCGAAACGUCUAUAGAACAACAAGGCAAUGAGGGUGCAGAAGUGGUCACCACUGCUGAGCAGCAGCCAGAAUCCGAUACUCAGGAACAACAAAUUUUCGAAGAGCGUCAACCAGAAAUUGAUCCCCAGCAUCCGAGCGUGGAAAUGGAAACCACCGAAACUGAAUCAGAAGCAGCAGUGGAAGACGACGAGAAUGUGGAAGAAAUGAGGAUAACUUCUGGCGAGCCGAAACACAGAGUUGGGAGGGCGCAAGUCGAAAUGCAGGAAGAAGACACCUCAUCUUUAGGAGUUAGAGAGACUGAAAACACAAGCGGUUCUGUGGAAGUAGUCCAAGCAACAAGUUACGUUUCGGGAGAUAAUGUAGAUGUCGUAAGAGAGAAGCACACAACGAGUUACACAGUCGAGGGACGAAAUGGCGGUGAUGUCAUCAAAGAGCACGUAGUGGUCACCGUGGAGUCCACUGAAGUUAUCACGCAUGAGAGGCGUGAUCCUGUGGUUCACGAGGGUGAAGAGCAGCAAGAAGAGGAAAUGGACACUUCAGUGAAUAAAGAAACAAAACCAGCUUCUCCUGCAGCGCCAGAGGUGACAGAGCCUAGAACACCAAGAACUCGAGGGCGGCCGAGGAUUCAACCCACGACCAAUGAAGCACCUAAGACGGUCCCAACUACUGGUAAACGUGGUCGUAAGCGCAAAGUACCCCAAGAGGAUGGUUCCGCAACACCUGCCAAAACACCAAAAACGCCAGGAGGAAGAGGUCGCAUUGCUCAUGCCAAAGUGAAACUGUCAUAUACUGAUUAUGUUUCAAACGAAAUUGGUGAUAGAGUGCUGUCAUGUGGAGAGGGGGAGCAACUUGGUCAUCCUGGCCGUACAACUACGAAGAAGCCGAGGAAAGUGGACCUAGUGGAGGAAAAGGGAUUACAAAUCGUUCAGGUUGUGGCUGGUGGUGUGCAUUCCGCUUUGCUAACAACAGACGGUGAAGUUUACAUGUGUGGAAUAAAUGAACAAGGAACAGUCCCUGCCAUAGGAGUCGAACCAGAAGGCAGCACGGACAAGUUUACCAAAGUUGAGUUUUCCGAAGAGAUUGCUUCUCAGGGAAAGAUUGUUAUGCUGGCCGCUGGCGCAAGUUUUACAGCAGCUCUCACUGACAGAGGAUCUGUAAUUGCUUGGGGAAACCUACGAGACACCAGUGGAGAAAUAAAUGUGCAUCCGCUUCUGACUAAGAUGAAGGAGCAUCCUGUCGUUUUGAUUCAUUACAAGAAAAGGGUGAUAGUGAAGAUUGCUGCUGGUGAGAAUCACCUUGUCAUGCUGGAAGAAGAUGGCAAAGUUUUAACCUUUGGAGAUGGAAAGAUGGGCCAGCUAGGAAGAAGCAAGAGAACAGGCUCGAUAAGACCUCAAUACAUGGUUGAUGAAGAUGGUAGAUCUCUAAUAUUGAUAUUGCAAGACAAAAAAAGAAAAGACAUUCCCAUAAAGGACAUCCAUGCUGGAGGUUUUUGGACUAUGAUAGUGUCUGAUGAUCAAGUUUUUUCGUUUGGACUAAAUAAUUUCGAACAUCUUGGAAUUCCCAUCGAAGGAGAGCCUCCUACAGAUGCUUCUGAAGAAGACAAGCGUGAGCUCCGUAUUCUUACACCGGAUGUUGCCACAGCAUAUCUUGGCAGAUCAUGGACGCAUAUUGAUGGUGUGCAACAUAUAAUAGCUCGAGAUAAGGAAGGAGAAGUGUAUGGAAUUGGAAAAAACACAGACAACGCCCUUGGUCUCGGGACAUGGACUGGAAACGAUGACUCUGAACACUGGAAGUACUCCACCUUGGAACGCAUCCGAUUCCCACGAGAAGCUGGAAAAGUUGCUGGGACGACUGCCAAAUUGGGUUGUUCAGUAGCAUGGACAGAGAAAGGUGAUGCGUACGCGUGGGGAUGUGACACAAGCGGUCAACUUGGCUUGGGUUUGAAGGACGAUGAUGAAAAGAUCGUUCCAACGCCACAGAAAAUUACGUCAGCGCAUUUGGAUGGAUACAAAAUUAUUUGUGCCUCGAUUUCUGACAAUCACUGUCUGUUUUUGGCCAAAAAAGCGUGA